GGCGGCGGCGCCGCCUUCCUGCCCGCGGCGCGGUGCGGAGCGGCGGCCGGAGCGCCCCGCACAGCCAUGGGCGAUGGGUGGCUGCCUCCGGACUGCGGCCCCCAGAACCGCUCCGUGGCCGGGGUGACGGCCGUGCCGCCUGGGAGCAGGCAGCUGCCCGCCGCCGAGCUGUCGCAGCAGUGGGCUGUGGGCAUGAGCCUGCUGAUGGCCCUGGUGGUGCUGCUCAUCGUGGCCGGGAACGUGCUGGUGAUCGCGGCCAUCGGGAGGACGCAGCGGCUGCAGACCCUCACCAACCUGUUCAUCACCUCGCUGGCCUGCGCCGACCUGGUGAUGGGACUGCUGGUGGUGCCCUUCGGGGCCACGCUGGUGGUGCGGGGCACUUGGCUCUGGGGGUCCUUCCUCUGCGAGUGCUGGACCUCCCUGGACGUGCUCUGCGUGACGGCCAGCAUCGAGACCCUGUGCGUCAUCGCCAUCGACCGCUACCUGGCCAUCACCUCGCCUUUCCGCUACCAGAGCCUCAUGACCAAGGGUCGGGCCAAGGGCAUCAUCUGCACCGUCUGGGCCAUCUCUGCCCUCGUCUCCUUCUUGCCCAUCAUGAUGCACUGGUGGCGGGACGACGACCCCCAGGCGCUGGAGUGCUACCAGGAUCCGGGCUGCUGCGACUUCGUCACCAACAGGGCUUACGCCAUCGCCUCGUCCAUCAUUUCUUUCUACAUCCCCCUUCUCAUCAUGAUCUUUGUGUAUCUACGGGUGUACAGAGAGGCCAAGGAGCAGAUGAGGAAGAUCGAUAGGUGCGAGGGCCGGUUCUACGGCAGCCAGGAGCAGCCGCAGACGCCCCUGCCCGCUCACCCUCACCACCAGCCCAUCCUCGGCAACGGCCGAGCCAGCAAGCGAAAGACCUCUCGCAUCAUGGCCAUGAAGGAGCAGAAAGCCCUCAAGACUUUGGGCAUCAUCAUGGGGGUGUUCACUCUCUGCUGGCUCCCCUUCUUCCUGGUGAACAUCGUCAACGUCUUCAACAGGGACCUGGUGCCGGACUGGCUCUUCGUUUUCUUCAACUGGCUGGGCUACGCCAACUCCGCGUUCAACCCCAUCAUCUACUGCCGCAGCCCCGACUUUCGUAAGGCCUUCAAGAGGCUGCUGUGCUGCCGCCGGAAAGCCGAGCGGUGGCUGCCCGGCGGCGGCGGGGAGCUGGCCCGGCUGCCCGGGGGCUUCAUCAGCACCGUGGGCUCCCCCGAGCGCAGCCUGGCCGGGACCUGGUCCGACUGCAACGGGGGCACGCGGGGCGGCAGCGAGUCCAGCCUGGACGAGAGGCAUAGCAAAGCCUCCGACUCGGAGUCCAAGGGUCCAACUUAGGUGGGAAAUUUAUGGCCAGAGCUUGCUCUGCUUGCCCUGCUGAAGAACUGUACUGGGUGAUGCAUCUCCUGGACAAGUGUAAUGGCACGGAGGUAGGAUGAGUUUAGCCCACUGACCUCAGAAGGGCCAGCUGUGUCAGCAAAGCAGUCAGGAUUUGUCUGCUGUUGAAUUUUGGCCAGUUGAGGACCUGCUGGAAGAGUCUGGAGGCUGACACAUUGAGUGCCUUCGUAGAGAGCUGAAGUAAUCCACUGGCAGCCUGCACAGGGGAUGCCAAUCCAUCUUGCACGGCGUGGAAAAGGCGGUGGCACAGUAACAGCGAGGACAGAGCAGGACAUAUGGCACACACGUGUGCGAGGAAGGGGAGGCUGCUGGCGAGCAGUCUGCUGUGGAUCACACUCAGAACAGGCUGUUCUCUGCAGGGAAGAAGGAUACUCUGAGAAGCGCUGUGGGGCAGCUGAAAUACUCUGGAGGCAGUGAGUCAAACACUCAGGAGGAAUAUUUUUUUCUGACAAAAACCAGACAUGGAUUAGCAGUUGGAGCUGCAAGUCAGAAAGAAAAGGUGGUAGGCAUGCGGCUGCACACGUACGUGGGCAGGAAAGCAACAGCAAAGAGCUGCAGGCCUGCAGGGAAGGGAGACACAGGUAACCCAGAAAUCCGCUCAGAGAAAAUGUCCUGCAGCUGCCAGGACCAAAAUUGUUUGGCGAGGAUGCCUGGAGACUUCCACAGGGAAGACGCCUGAUUCUCCAAGGCGCCGGCCACACUCCGUGCAGUGUUUGCUCAGCACUUCUGAAAAGAAGGCUGCCUCUCUCCACGUGUUUGAAUGGGAAUUGAUGGCCUUGAAGGGCUGGAUUCAGUUUUGUGUGUGCUCAGGGAGCUGAGUCUGUUUCAGACACUCAGCAGGCUCUGCAGAAGGGCUCCCCACCAGUGAGAGCUGCACAGAAGCCCUCCUGCAAGUCCACUGCAAUCCAAGACUGCAGCCCUCGGCAUCCACUGUCUAUAGCUCCAAGCAGCAUGGAACUAUGUGCAAAACGGGUGGCUUAUGAUCUGAACUGUGCAUUUGACAGCAUCACCUGGGUCUUUGAGUUGCUGCAUGCACUGGUUCUUAUGCAGAUGCUGCUUUCCCUUUUGGGUAUCCAUCCAUGUGUCAUCGACUAUAAGGACAACUUCUUUACCGGCUUUUUUUUUUCCUAAACCUUAUCUGAAGCCGAGGUUUUAUUAACAGCCUUGAAGUGGCUAUUUUGCAAAACUUCCUUGUGCUGCACACUCUCCUAAUUUAUUGUAAUUUCCCGUCUGGUGGAGUGCACUUACUUCCUUUAUGUAAUAGAUCAGCUGCAGGCCUGGAAAUUGGGCAGCUAUGAACUGAAAAGAGCAGACUUUCGUGAGGCCAAAUGCGGUCAGGCAUCAUUGCCACUGGGAGCAGAAUUUGACCUGAUAAUCUAAUCUCAUACGAGAGACUAUCUCCAUAAAAGUAUUGUUACCAACAGCAAAUGACCUCUGCUAAUGAAGCUGGAGCAAUUAGUCCUGUUUAAAGCUGUUGAGAAAAUGUUAACUGCUAAACAACAGUUAGUGCUGGACAGUUCAAAUAAUGAGUGUUUUGUUUGCUGGUGUGUGUUAGGUGAUGUGUUGGGAAAUAAUUAUCCUUUGACUAGCAGCCAGCUUUGUACUAAUCAGAAAGGAGAAGUCAUGUUCUGUUUGAAGGAUUAUACCUAAAAAUAGUUCUGUUACCACCACAUCAACGAGCAAGAUGAAGCAAAUUCACGGCGAUGUACACACCUUGCUAAUGUUUCUCUUUUCAUCCUAAAACCUCAUUGUUCAGCUGGGACUUUCUGUCUGAUUGUGUCAAGAGCACUAACGUGAUCUCCUGCAAUAGCACUAAGCACACUCUCCCCAUGGAGCAUUUCCCUAUGCACCACUGACUCGCUUUCAGACCCUGCCAAAUUCCCAAACACCCCAGGAGGAAGUAAGGAUUCUUUCUCUUCAUAUAACCAACAACACAUAAUGUAAGAUCAACAAUAUUUUUGACAAUCAUCUGGCAGAAGAAAUUGAUCUGCUUUUUCUCUGAGAUGUUUGUAUGCCCGCCCCUCUGCGAAGAGCAGCCGCCCAUGGUAACAGCAGGUGAUUUAUCCCUGCAAUUCAGUAACUUCAGCCUGCCAAACUCUGCUGGGAAAAGUGACCAAGAUGGGAAAAGGCUAAAAAAGGUGAUGCUAGUGAGCAAACACAGGAUUGUCAAUGCAGAAAGGAAAACUGGGGUAUCUUUGGCUAUACUCUAGGUGUUGACUUUUACUGGUAAAGUGCAAUUGGGAUACACCAGACAGAGACACUGUGGAAACAGGUUAAGAAGUGUGAGAGGUUAGACAUUCCAUAUAGGAGCAUGCCACCAAAGAACUGGCAGCUGAAAUAUGCCCAAAACAUUCCUAGAAGUUUUUCUUAUUCUUUGUGGAUAACAGCAGCAGACUAAAGCACACCUGAGCCGCUUUCAGCUAAUGUAAAGCCACGCAGCUCCCACACAUGGGACCCCCUCAGCAUCUCCUCCUCCUCUCCAAGUGGCUCCAGCUGAGUUUUGUUGGACCUGGGCCAUCCCCCAGCCUGGGGCCACCCUCCUGUUCCGUGUUCCAAGCAGGAGAUGCCUCAGGGGGUGGCAGUGCUGUGGGCAGGUGCUGUGGGGUGCAGGGUGUGCCCAUGCUGCCCUGGCUGUGCCAGCCAUGCCCCUGCCCUGACUCAUCCUCUGUCCUUCCAACCAGCCACAGAAUCGGCCCCGCCGUGCUGGAAAUGGAGCAGAGUCUGGGUUUGUUAUGUAAACUGGUGAUCAGCUUCCUGGUUCACCAAAACCAGCAGCUUGGUACUCACAUUUGCUUCACAAGUUAACUUUUUUCCUGCCCUGCCCCACUCAACUUCCAGGUUUUUCAUGGUAAUGUUUGUCUGCUUGGCCUUAGCACCCAGUAGGACAAGUUGGUUUUUUUGUCUGUGCCCUGGCAGCUGUUUGAAUCCAGACAUGAACUGUACCAGGUGCUGGGCAGUGUCUGGGUUGUACCCAUUCCCUUCAGGAUUGAUGCUCAGAGUUAUUAAUAUGGGCUGCACCAGAGUGCAAAAUUCCCAAACAAAUAGGAAAUGAGUCCUGACCUCCAGGUUCACAACCCAAAGAAGGAAACAGAAGCUUACCAUUUGCAGAUUUUGCCAUUGGCAUGAUUAGCAGAGCAUGUCAGAUGUAAUGGUGUACCCUUCCCAUUUGAUCCUUUGUAAUGCACCAAAUCCUGUUGUCCUUAAUGAGAUUAAAUGAGGAUUUUUUACUAGUUCAGUGCCUUAGCCAUUAGCAACUGUUGUGUGUGUGUCUCUAGGCAGUGAUGUACCUUUGCAUGCCUGGCCCAGUGUCUCUCUCAAAGCCAUGAUAUUUGGCUUCUUCCUACUAAAAUUCUUUUGGUAAUUGCUCAUAAGUUCAUUGGCACAAUACUUUGAAAGGCAGAUCUAAGUGUAUACACCAAAGAUGCAAACAGAGACACAAAAGAGCUCAAAAUCUCAGCAGCUGCUAGGUGUAUAAAUAUUUCAGCUCCCAAUAAGUCAUUUUGCAGAGUCAGGUGAGUGCUGCAGCUCCCUUAAAAUCUGCAAGCUGCCCUCCCUCAGAGGGGGACCCUGCCACUGUAAGGAGCAAUUGCUGGGACAGCGCAAUAGCUCAUCACAAACUAUUUUUCCAUGUGGUAAAACUGAACAGUGCUUUGCUGACAAAAUUUAGAGACCUCUUGUUAAGAAGAAGAAAUCAAGAAAAGCCCUCGGCAGGAAUUCCUAGUGGGGAAGGGAGAGCAAUGCUCAGGGUUAAAGUUUCCAUGUGCAGAUGGAGAGCCCCGCACCAGCUGGUCCAGUGAGGGUUACAGACCCUGGUGAUGGACAAAUGCCAUCCACCACAGCCACCCCAGGGACACGCUCUGUGCCCGCAGUCACCUCCCGCUCGCGUGUACAAUGUGUGCCCCUCUCACCUGGGUCAGAAGGGACCCAGAGGUGUCCCGAGACACAGAGGUGGUGCCAGCCCGCGCCUCUCAUUGUGCACGGAGGGAGGAGCGCUUCCUCUUGGGCUGGGGCAGGUGAUGGGAGAUGUUCCACAAAGCUCCCAUUGUUCCACGGCUCUCCCGCUCGCAGAGCCCGCCUUCAGCCAGGGCUGCUUUGUUUGUCCGGCUCUUCCCCUAAAUGCUCACUGGGGAGCCGUCAAAUGAAAUCUCGGUGGCUCGCUCGGGACACGCAGGGCGGUGCGGGAUGUGCUGCUGCAGGCAGCGGUCCGCGAUCCUCGCCGUGGGCACGAUGUGGGACCUGCUGCUCACACACAUCCCCGACCUGGUACCCCGGCGGGUCCCAGACUAGGACAGCCACACCACCGGUGCAUCCAGGCUGGAUCUGACACGGGAGCAUCUGUGGAGAUGCUCACAAAGCAGCUUGUGUCGAAUACUCGGGCUUUUUGGAGCUUUUAUCUCAUGUGCAGCACCAGGCAGGUUCUGCAGUAAUUGCCAGUCACAACAGGUGUUGUAGCAGUGCUCUAAACCACCUUGAGAACAUCCACGUGAGAGGUUUUGUUCCUGUUUCACUGCCAGGCAGUCACCAGCUGUCUGGCAACAGGGUAGAUGCCUGUCUGUGGUUUUCAACAUCAGCCCGUCCAAGCCAGGGCUAGUGCUUGUCCCCUCUCCUCCCCAGCCCUCAGCUCCCAUUCCAUGUCCUGUGCUGCUGCAGGGGCAGUGGGCUCCUGGGGCUGGAAACCAGCCCCUUCAGACGAGGUUUGCACAAACAAGGGUAACAACUGGCAUAGGAAGAUGCAGAGAGAUGGGUUAGGGAGCAUCUGGUUUGGUAGCAGCCCUGAUUUGGAUCCAUCACUGUGAUCACCAAUGUCAUGUCCAGUGCAGAAGCUGAGACCCAGACCAGCCCUCUCUGGCCAUUGUUUUUCUUAACUUGUGCUGAAAAAAGAGGACUUGCCACCCAAACCUUCCCUCCCUUUCAGAAGUUGCUCUGAAUAUUCUAUUCAGAGGCUUAGUGACUAAGCCAUUAAGCUUUCUACUAUAUGUGAAGAGUCAAGAUAAAUUUAGUUUUUUAUAAAUACUGGUGCAAUAGAAUGAGAAAUUAUUUAAGUCUGAUUAUUUCCAAGAUCACGGCAUGGGGCAUGGGACAAACUUUUGACAGAGACUGGGACCAGGGCAGCUAAAAGAGUAACUCAUGUGGGUCACAGCACUAAACUGUCCUCAAAUGCAAGUGGGUGGCAUGGCCACAAGCCAAGGACCGUGGAAAAAUAAUUCCCCAGGAAGAGCAGCUCUGUUUGCCCAGAGCAUAUGUAUGAACCCCAACACUCAUGGGCACCACUGAGCUGUUAGAGGCUUGUGAGCAAACCCCAUGAUGUGUGUCUGCUGGUGAAUGAUGCUGAGCAGCUUUUAUUCCUGCACACUUCACUUAUGUGGGAGCAAGGAAUGUGGUGAUAAAAAGGCUGGAAUGAUUUCAGUGCUCGGUAGUUUCCAUUAAUGUAUUUGUCGUUAUAUAACGCUGCCAUAACAGUACAAAAUCCAGUAAGGUGCCUUUUAGGAAGGUGGAACUUUUCUACAUAGCUGCAGUUAGGUAAGAGGGGCUGUAGAGCUGGGCUUUGAUCAGACAAUUUUUAAUUGCACCGGAUGUGUUUGGGCUACUGCAUGGUAUGAAUUUCUUUGCCUUUGGGUUACAAGGCACCUCAUAAAUUAAAUGGCUGAUGUUGUCAAAUGCAUGCCAUUAGCACUCCGAGCAGAUAAUCCUUCCCAUGGCCUCAUUGGAGCCUAUCUCAGAGCCUGUCUCCAGAUAAUGGCCUGGAAGAAGAACAAUGGUGCUCCCAGCUCUCAGGGGCCUCCACUUUUCUGUUCUGUGCUUCAGAGAAGAAAAAUUAUCAUUAUCUGCAAGGCUCAAGCUCUCUUUGAAAUGAAGUUAUUUUUUACUCAUACACUCCCAAGUAUUUUUUACAUGAUAUCAGUGAGGAACUUGAAACCCCCUUUGAGAAGAGAAAGAUUUCCUGCAGUCUUACUACUAAAGAAAAUGGAUAGAUCAAGUAGUAAAGUUCAAUGACUUACUUAGCGUUAAAUAAGAAAGAGAAUAAUGAAUUGGAUUUUGUGUGCCUGGUUUUCCUCUGCAGGGAGCAGCCAGGCUAAUGGAUUUUCAUUGCCUUGUGUUCAUCAGCCUAGGUGAGUUCAAAACACUCUUGCCUUUUUAUGUUCUCCUUUCCCUGCCCACUUGUCACAAAUUCAAGUAUUUGGAGAUUAGCAAACACAUAGAAUUGCUGCCAUCAGCACCAUUUUGACUGGGGAGGAAAACACAGGGUUAACCCCCUGCUCCCAGUGAUGACUUUUGGCUGCAUGGGCAUCUGUAUUUUAUUCCUGGUAGCUGCAAGUAGACAAUUCCUUACCUAGGCUGGACGCUAGUUUCCUACUAUUAUGAAUUCAGGCUCUAGCGUCCUUCAAAAAAGGCAUUAUUUCCCCACUGGGUUCACCAAAUAUUUGUUGGGUCUCCAAACCCUCCUCUUUGUUUACAGCAUUUGCCAAACAUGCCGUAGGGCUUUUAUUGGGGAAGGAAGGGAGGUGGCGGAGGAGGAAACUACUACAAAGCUAUUUAACAUAAACAACUCUCUCCUUUAAAUUCCAGGCACGGCUUGGAAGGGAAGAGGUUAAAGCUAGGGGUUGGAUGGGGAGACUCAUUAGGGCAAAAUAAUAAAUGGCAAAUUGAAAAGCCCAGGGAGAGACACAGGGGACCCUAAAUGGACUCUCUGGCUUGCUGGAAGCCCUCUGCUGCUCUGACCUCGGGGUUUGGACCUGGUUCCUCCCUAAGGCAUGCCAAAGCUGGGGGAUGCUCAGACAGAAAUUCUGCAGAACUGAUUGGGAGUCAUAUUUCAAAGGUGAACCUGAAAGGUUUCUACAGAGCCAGAAAUUGCUAUUUCCUGCCCCAAACCUUUGCUGGGUCUGCCAGCGCUGCCCAGAGCCAGGGAGCUGCUCUCUGCCCACUUGGAGCAGGAUUUCCGUUUUCCUACCAGCCUUGGUGCCUCAGGCUCUGUGGUCUGUUUUUGUCUGAAUGGGAAAUGCAUAAUGACAAACAGUUUAAACAACUUGUGGUACAAGGAAACUUGCUGGGGUACAGUACAUGGCUCCAAUUUGUUUCCAAGGAAGUGAUGCACCCUCCAAAAGCACUCCAGCACUGAUAUUCCAAGUGCAGGUUAAUUGCUGGCCAUGCUCAGUGCUGCCUUCAGCCCUCAUCUAGGCUGGUACUCAGCCUGAACCUCAGGCAUUCAACUGAGGUUCAGGGAAGGUCUGGCUGUUAGAGCUGUCCUGGCUCUUGGUUUGCUGGUGUGGGAAAUUCUGGUCAUCCUGGUGCUGGGGAAGGAAAACCCAGGAGCCACAAAAGCCACGGAGGAAUUCUCUUGUUCUAUUUCCAGCCCUGUCUUUUAAGACACAAAGGGUUUCAGAUCAGAUGCAUUUCUGAAGUUUAUCUGUGUGAAUAUUUCACUGCUUAUCCAAGCAGAACAAAAACCUUCAAACCUUCUGAGGUCUAUCCAUCAAGAACCUUAUCUCCCCAUGUCACAAUUUGGCUCCUGGCUGCUGCUGCUUGGAGCCUCCCGCCACCAGCUUCCCAUCUUCCCUCUCUGUGCUGCUCCACAGCAUUCUCCACAGCCACCCUGUGGUCACAGACUCCCUGCCACUUCAGUGAUGGCCUCUGUGCUGCUGCAUGCUCUGCAGCCAGCCAGCAUCCUGACGAGCUGCAUUUGUCACAGCCCAUGGUCUGCAUCUCCCCCACACACACAGUCUGGGAUAUGGCCAGAGCCCUGGGCAGAGCAGAGCACACUGACUCUGCCUGGCCCCAAGAAUGAGGAACAUUUGCCCUUUUUUUAAUGGGAUAUUAAUGGAGCUUGGAUAAAGGAAUGCUGUCUCCUCUAUCUGAGAUUCCAAGACUGAAAUAUCCAAGGAGAAUACUUCUAUCCUCUCCCACCUGGAAGCUGCUGGUCCUCUCUGGCAGAGGCACCAAUGACAUGGAGCUGCUAAGAGAUCUCAAGGAGCACCUUAAAAGCCCAGACAGGCUCUACCCCUUUGUAGCAGAGCAUGGUACCUGAACCACUGGGAAACACCAGGAGCAUGGCAAGAACACAGGAGAGGCAUCAGCACCAUCAGCCAUGUGGAAAUUCCUGACCAAGUAAAACAGCUGCACAGCCAGACAGUGCCCAGUUUAUCCCUGUGUUACUGAGCUGUGCCAGGAGAGUCUCUGCAGUGCCUUGGGACCAGGGCCACAGGACUUUUCUUGCUUUGAAGCUGAGCUGGCACAAGGAGCUGUCUGCAGCCAUCCUGUCAAAGCCAUGGCCAAAAACAACAGGGUGAAGUCCUUGGAAAGAGCCACCCAUGCACAGUGUCAGUGAUUUGAACUGGGGACCUGGCUGGCUCAGGGCUUGAGAACAGCUUUUAUGCAGGUCAGAGGGUGAGAUCCUGUGCACCACGGUGGGGAUCAGAGACCUCUGCUGCUUGGUACUGCCUGGACUCAGCCCAGAUGUAGCCAAGCUUCAGCAUCAGGGUGGCCUUUUCCAUCAGGGACCAUUUUCCUAUGGUGCUUUUCUCAGGAGACUCUGAUGUGUGGGUUGGUUUUGCUCUCCUCGCUGUGGUUUUCAUUCUUUUCUCUGUUUUGAUGGUCAGAGGGGUAAAGUUAAUUCCCAUCUCAUAUAAAACAAUGAAUUAGUCUCAAUAACAAGAGGGUAAAUGUACUUUUUAUACUGUGGUGUAUGACAAGCUAUUUAUAAAUUUCAUAUCACUGCUGGAUCGUAGUCAGAGUUUAAAAUAAAAUUUGAAUUUAACCAUA
Taeniopygia guttata (zebra finch) is the source of this 10170-nucleotide messenger RNA. RefSeq names its product adrenoceptor beta 1 (gene ADRB1). The record is from RefSeq and is a predicted model, not a curated record. NCBI's taxonomy places the organism in Eukaryota, Metazoa, Chordata, Aves, Passeriformes, Estrildidae. Gene Ontology annotation, biological process: positive regulation of heart contraction; adenylate cyclase-activating adrenergic receptor signaling pathway; norepinephrine-epinephrine-mediated vasodilation involved in regulation of systemic arterial blood pressure. Gene Ontology annotation, cellular component: plasma membrane. Gene Ontology annotation, molecular function: beta1-adrenergic receptor activity.